AUGAGCUUGCCAAAUGCGGUGCACCAUCAUCGUCGACGGAGUUCAUCUCUCGAGCGCCGAGACCCUUAUUCCUCCCCUUCUGUUUACUAUGACGAGGAGGCCGUGAGACGUCAACUCCUGGGCUCACGAAACAGAGCCGUCACUUCGUACAUCAAAACUACACGCGAAAACGCUCUCGAGGCCUUCAAGGGCAGUUAUCCCGCUCGGAGGACAAGUCACGAUGAACACCACCAACAACACCAGGAGCUACUGGUGGAUGUCGACCGCACUUUGGAGGACCUCUUGGAACGGGAAGACGUGGACAAAAAUCAACAAAUCACCAUAGAAGACAACGGUCCCAAGCACAUCAGCUUGGGCACAUUGGCCUCUGCAGGUUACCGAUCGGCCGAAGUUCGUGGAAAUUAUAUGAUCAGCAACCUCCUACAAGAGUUGACUUUGGCAAAAGACUUGGGCAAGAAGGUGGUCAAGAUACACCGCUCUCGACUGAGUGAAAACCCCGUCGAUCGGCUUUCGCGACGUAUCAAGGACGAAUUCUGGAACAACCUGACCCGUUGUCUGGACGCCGCCACAAUCGAAAAAGCAGGUCGCGAUCCCAAAGACUGGACUGCCGACCCGAGACCUCGCAUCUAUAUCCCAUCCGGCUGCCCAGAGCAAUUUGAAUAUUACACCCAGGUCGCGAGAGACCGUCCGGACAUGCGGCUGGAUGUCCGCUACCUGCCCGAAGGUCCCAUCACUGCAGAAUACGUGCGGGGCCUCAACCAUGCACCUGGCAUUCUAGCUCUGGCCAUGAGAAAAGAGAUGGUCAACGGGCAAGAGACACUCAAAGGGGAGCCAUUUAUCGUCCCGGGAGGGCGUUUCAAUGAACUGUACGGAUGGGAUAGCUAUAUGGAGUCUCUGGGUCUGCUUGAGAACGGAAGGGUCGACCUGGCCAAGUCCAUGGUCCUAAACUUUGCCUUUUGCAUCAAACACUAUGGUAAGAUUUUGAACGCCAACCGUUCCUACUACCUCACUCGAUCGCAACCACCCUUCCUGACCGACAUGGCGCUUAAAGUCUAUGACAAGAUUAAGCACGAACCGGGAGCCCUGGAUUUCUUACGCUUGGCCAUCCGGGCAGCCAUCAAGGAAUACUAUAACGUGUGGAUGUCUGAACCUCGUUACGACUCCGGAACUGGCUUGUCACGAUACCGGCCAGAUGGUCUUGGGGUACCACCAGAGACUGAGGCGUCUCACUUUGUGCACAUUUUGACACCGUACGCCAAGAAACACGGUAUGACGUUUUCCGAGUUUGUCGAGGCAUAUAACAGUGAAAAGGUGCACGAGCCUGAGCUGGAUGAAUACUUUUUGCAUGAUCGUGCUGUCCGCGAGUCUGGCCACGACACGUCAUACCGCCUGGAGGGCUGUGCCGCGAACUUGGCUACGAUCGACCUGAACUCGCUGUUGUACAAGUACGAAAUCGAUAUAUCCUGGUGUAUACGGCAAUAUUUCAAAGACCGCUUGAGCAUACCCGCCGAAUUUCAGACCGACGCCAACUGCAAGGAAGGGUUCGAGACGUCGGCAACGUGGGAUCGACGAGCACGGUUGCGCAAGGCGCGCAUCGACAAGUACAUGUGGAAUGAAGCCAAGGGCAUGUACUUUGACUACGACACGGUCAAUAAAAAACGCACCACUUACGAGACGGCAACCACCUUCUGGGCGAUGUGGGCAGGAUGCGCAUCUCCCAAACAAGCGGCUGCACUGGUGCUCAACGCUCUCCCCAAGUUCGAUUGCUUUGGAGGGCUCGUGUCGGGUACUGAGGAGUCUCGCGGCGAAGUAGGUCUUGAUCGACCGAACCGGCAGUGGGACUAUCCGUACGGAUGGGCUCCUCAGCAGAUGCUGGCAUGGGGAGGCUUCAUCAAGUAUGGUUAUAUUGAAGAAGCACAGCGACUGGCGUACAAGUGGCUGUACAUGGUUACCAAGGCAUUCGUCGACUUCAACGGGGUGGUGGUGGAGAAGUAUAAUGUUACUCGGGAGCUAGACCCACACAAGGUUGAGGCCGAGUAUGGCAACCAAGGUGCCGACUUCAAGGGCGUGCCUCGGGAAGGAUUCGGCUGGGUCAAUGCCAGUUACGUGUAUGGAUUGUCCUUUAUCCCGAUGCACAUGAAGCGCGCCCUCGGCACCCUCACACCAUACGAGACCUUUGCGAAGGCGACAGAAAUCAAACUUGGGGCGGUUGAGGAUACUAUCCAAGAAGGCUCUGACGAAUCGAGACAGGACUCGGCGGACGAGGCGGUUGUCAGUUCGAGCCUGGAAUCGCUCUGA
Fonsecaea nubica is the source of this 2298-nucleotide messenger RNA. RefSeq lists its product as hypothetical. The record is from RefSeq and is a predicted model, not a curated record. Gene Ontology annotation, biological process: trehalose catabolic process. Gene Ontology annotation, cellular component: cytoplasm. Gene Ontology annotation, molecular function: calcium ion binding; alpha,alpha-trehalase activity. The coding region runs from base 1 to 2298 and encodes 765 amino acids. The transcript is spliced from 5 exons. Lineage: Eukaryota; Fungi; Ascomycota; Eurotiomycetes; Chaetothyriales; Herpotrichiellaceae.